AUGUUCGCCAAUGGACAAAACGAUGCCGCGCGUCAAGCUGCUUGGGAGGUAGAGCUCGCAGCUCGUGGGGAGGCUAGAGAAGCCGUUUAUAACGCGAUGAUGAACGGAUCAUCACCGUCGUGGGGGAAUUUGGUGCGCAGCGUCAGCCCAGUCUCCCCGCAGAGUUUCGGAGAGCAUGUGGAGGACUUCAGUCCUCCAGCCUCCGGAAGGGCCUCUGUUGACCACACAACGGUGUUCAACGCUGCCACCCGGGCUGAACUGCAUCUCACCGAAUUCCUGGAAAGGAUCGAGGAGCUGGAGGAAGAAUUGCAGGUAGCCCGGAGACAAAUCGAGGCUCUGCAAUGGAGCAGGGGGCUGCGCGACAGCCAAUAUAGGAAGUCGGAGUCCCUGCGCAAAGAGCAAGAAAAGGACCUGACUCGAAUGGUGCGGGAUCUGCAAACAGUUCAUGAGGUGCUACCCAGAGCCCUCGAGGCGCACAGGGCCAAGGUCCGUUCGCUGCACCCAGAGGAAGAGGAAGAGCUCCUCCACCACUUCCUCAGGAGGGGAAACGUGGUGGAGACCCCCUAUGCGGUCGGGCAAGAAGAAGAGGUUCAACCUCUUCCGCUUGGACAAAUCGUGGCGCGCGGACCACCCCUGGGUGCGGCUGCACAUGGGCCAAUUGCGGUUGAUCAACUAUGGAAGGACAGCGCCGCUCCCAGACCACUUCGCCAAAUUCCUGCUGAGGAAUUUGGCCGGAAUAUCGGAAGUGAGAAGCAGAAAAUUGGCGAUGGUUGGGUGGAGAUGAGAAGCAACGCGCCAGUCGCCGAAGAGAAUAUGUAUCAAUUUCUCUAA
Cylicocyclus nassatus is the source of this 831-nucleotide messenger RNA. The record is from the annotation of a GenBank genome assembly. Lineage: Eukaryota; Metazoa; Nematoda; Chromadorea; Rhabditida; Strongylidae.